Neltuma alba is the source of this 1930-nucleotide messenger RNA. RefSeq lists its product as uncharacterized. Bases 286 to 1467 code for a protein of 393 amino acids. NCBI's taxonomy places the organism in Eukaryota, Viridiplantae, Streptophyta, Magnoliopsida, Fabales, Fabaceae. The transcript has a single exon. The record is from RefSeq and is a predicted model, not a curated record.
UUGUAGGGAAUCGAGAUCAAUAAGGCAAGGCGUUUGAGUUGGUCAGAGGAAAUUGGACCUUUUUUCUGUCGCUUUUGCCUCUGAGCCGCUGAGGUUCGACGUCUCAGGGGUGUGGGCUGAGUCAGUCACAAAACUACGCGUUCCCUUACAAUGCCUCCGACGAAUUAGCUUCUUCUGCGUCUUCUUCACUUCCUUCUCUGUUUGCUUCGUCCCCUUCUUCGCCUUUGUCAUCUCUCUCUCUCUCUCUAUCUGUCGAUCCAUUGAGGACGGAAAAGGCAAGGAAAAAUGCCUGCCACCGAAUAUCAAGGCUCUUUUCUGGGCCGAAUAAGUAUCCGUCGGAAUCAAGUCAUGGCGAUGGAAGGCACCCAUGACCAAGAAGUAGAAGACCUCGAGCUUUUCCAGAAACAUGUCAGUGACCGAUUCGCCGAUCUUUUCUCGCCGUCAUCCGAAGAUUCCACAGGCGAUGCCCUGCUUUCCAUCGGCUGGCUUCGGAAGCUUCUUGACACGUUUCUCUGUUGCGAGGCGGAAUUCAAGGCCGUUGUCAUUAUGGGCCGUGACCCUGCUCAUAUCUCCAAGCCUCCUCUCGACCGUCUCGUCCCCGAGCUCCUCGAACGGGUUGUCAAAGCUCUCGAUAUUUGUAAUGCGCUCUGUCUCGGUGUGGAGUCCGUGCGGAACGUUCAGAAACUCGCUGAGAUAGCCGUCUCUGCUCUGGAACAGAGGCCAAUUGGUGAUGGCCAGGCUCGACGCGCCAAGAAGGCAUUACACUCCCUGAUCACGGCGAUGACGGCGGAGGAUAAGGACGGCACCGCCAAGUCGACCGAGAGAGCCUGGUCUUUUGGAAGGAGAGGUGCUAGCAGCGCCCCGGCGAACAAGGAGCGUGUCUCGGGGCAAUUCCGAGCGCUGUCGUGCAGCAUGGCGAAGAAUUGGUCUGCCGCCAAACAAAUCCACUCCAUGUCGUCCAAUCUGGUGGCCCCGCGAGGCGCGGAAUCUUCUGGUUUAGCCUCUCCUAUCUAUGUAAUGAGCACGAUAUUUGUGUUUGUGAUGUGGACUCUGGUCGCGGCUAUCCCGUGUCAAGAGAGAACCGGGUUGGGGACUCAUUUUCCAGUGCCGAAGCAAUUGGGUUGGGCUCAACUCAUGAUAGGGUUGCAGGAGAAGAUAGCAGAAGAGUGGAAGAAGAAGGAGAAGAAAGGGUCGGCGGGACUAUUGGAGGAGAUGCAGAGGCUCGAGAAGAUAGCCCAAUCCUUGAUUGAUUUCACCGACUCGUUCCAGUUUCCGGUGGAGGCAGAGCGCCUAGAGGAGGUGAAUUCGCAGGUGGAAGAGUUGGCAGAUAUUUGUAGAAAGAUGGAAGAAGGUUUGGUACCUCUACAGCAGCAAAUCAGAGAGGUUUUUCAUAGGGUUGUGAGGAGCAGAUCAGAGUUUCUUGAUGUCUUAGACCAAGCUGGGAAGUUAUCUGCGCCCACUCUGUAAAGAUCAAAGGCAGCUCCUCCUCCUCCUCCUUUACUGUUCACUCUCCGCAGCUUCGGAAGGGUUCCUAACCAUAACCUUGAAGGUUUAGGGUUGGUUUCAAAGUUAAGAGGCUACCAGUUAUAACUUGCCAAUGGGUAUAACUACAUCCUCGUUAAUUAAUUGGCCUUUACCUAUGUAAGUAGUCAUAGGAACUCUUCAAAAAAAAUUUGGUAUUUUUAUUUGGGUGAAGAAAGCAUUACAUCGUUGCACCCACCGAGUUGUGGGACGGGUAACGUUGUCGCCUAUUCUGAUAUGCACUCUUGUUUCUUUAAUCUGGAUAUAUAUAUAUUUUUUUCCCCUUGGUUUGAUCACCGCCUGUUUUACACAACCAGAUUUGUUAACUUAAGGCUUGGGAGAAAUGUAUAUAGGUGUAUAUCAAGUUCAAGUCAGUGACUUUGAAUGUUAAUGUUUUUUCUGAUGCGCC